This is a messenger RNA of Gongylonema pulchrum, 285 nucleotides long. Lineage: Eukaryota; Metazoa; Nematoda; Chromadorea; Rhabditida; Gongylonematidae. The record is from the annotation of a GenBank genome assembly.
GGCCUAGGAGUGCCUUUCAAUCUGGCAAGCUAUGGCCUCCUCACACACAUGAUUGCGCAUGUUUGUGGUCUUAAGACUGGGUAUCUGCAUCAUUCGUUGGGUGAUGCGCAUGUCUACGUAAAUCAUGUUGAUGCGCUGCAAGAGCAACUGAAACGUGUGCCACGACCGUUUCCCACUGUUCGAUUUGUUGGCGAUAUCAAAACAAUCGAUGAUUUUACGGCCGAAUCAAUCGUGCUGGAGAAUUAUAAGCCGAUGUCUACAAUCAAAAUGGAAAUGGCUGUUUGA